UUCUCUAGGCAGGUAUUUUGUUUUUAUUAUUAUGAGGAAAAAAACAAAACUCACGUAGGGGCCCCCAGAUGGAUUUAAAAUGUUUGGGAGAUCUGUUUGCUUCCUCAUGGGUUCGGAAACAAUUCUUAUUCUAAUGGCUGGGUUCUUGCGGAUCUGCUAAGGAUUGAUGGUGCAGCUGGCUGGAUGUGUACUCUGUAACCUUCAGUCCCACUGGAAGUAUGGCGUUGGCUUCGACUGCGUUCUGGAAUGAUCCUUACUGCUUCUCCCGGUCUGUGGAUGGUACCGCCGCUCUGGAUUUAUCCGUGGAGUUACAAGGAUUCGACACCCCGAGCUUAAACUAUUGGCGGAGUGCUAUAAAAGCUACAUUCUAUAGUGUCUACAGCAGGCAGAAUUGUAGGAUUAUGGCAGCGACGUUAGUGUUGGGAAUGGAUUGAUGGGGAAACAGACUUUUCUUAUGUGCUUCAGGCAAGCGGCAAUGUGGAUUGGGCGCCCAAAAGAAUAUGGAAUGUACAAGUGAAGGCGGAAGGCUGAAGUGGAUUUGCACAAAUGGAUCUAUAUCACAUGGCUUGUGUAUCCAGUAUAUACCCAAAGGGCUGUAUGUGGAACUCUCUUCCCUGGGAUAUGUAUCAUUGGUUGGACUCUAGACAUUCACUGGACUGCUGCUGCGAUGGUAUCCUCACAAACAAGUCAAUAAGAACAGUUCAUUUUUCUUUAAACUGGUAUUUUUGGGUAAAUAUUCGGCUCCUUGGUGUGGAAAAUAAUUGGCCUGGAUCUCUACAACCUAUCCCAAGUUAAGGAAUGGUUUAAUUAGACUAUGUAACAGUGGAUCCUUUGAAGACCUUUUUUUUUUUUUUAACCAGCUGCUAAUGGGAAAUGACUUAGAAAAAAAAAAAAAACUGUUCCAAAAUCCACAGUGGAUUAAUAUGAAAUGGGGGAUGGAUAUUUUUUUACAUAUGUUUUUUUUCCGGAACACCUCUGGAUUGGUUUAUUUUGGCUUUUUUUUUUUCUUUUUGGUCUUCUCACUAAGAAUUUUUUUUUUUUUUUUUCAUCAAAACUAUCAUUUUGAAACCCUUUGCCAUUUUGCCUCAUUGAGAAGGUGGAUUACCCAUGUAAAGGGACCAAAUUGGGGAAGUUAUGUUCUCAAAUCACUCCCUAGAUUUAAUUGGGAUUGUAGGUCGUGUUUCCUCACUUGGAAAAGGGCUUCUGAAACUAGGGAGCGAUCUUAUGAACACAGUGCCUAUGGACACCAUGAGCGCGGGACAGGAUUUGAUCGGACACGGCAUUACGAUCAGGAUUACUAUAGAGAAGCGCGGGAACGGACCUUACAGCAUGGGAUAUACUAUAACUCUAGGCGAAGCCCUACCCGAUUUGACACUCACGAUACCCGCUAUGAAACUAGGGCUCGAGAGCAGUUUACAUUACCCAGUGUUGUGCACCGGGAUAUUUUCAGAAGCGAACUUUCACGGGAGGUACGAGGGAGACGGGCUGAACGGAAUUACCAGCACAGCAGGAGCCGGUCACCCCAUUCAUCCCAGUCUAGGAACCAGUCCCCUCAAAGGUUGGCUAGCCAAGCGUCAAGGCCAACCAGAUCUCCCAGCGGCAGCGGAUCCCGGAGUAGAUCCUCUAGUAGUGACUCUCUCAGCAGCAGCAGUAGUACCAGUAGUGACAGUAGUGAAUCCAGCAGCAGCUCGAGUGAUGAGUCCCCGGCCCGCUCGGUGCAGUCGGCUGCCGUGCCAGCCCCUCCGGCGCAGCCCCUCCUGUCCUUGGAUAAAGAUGAACCACGCAAAAGUUUUGGGAUCAAAGUUCAGAAUCUUCCUGUUCGCUCUACAGAUACAAGCCUUAAAGAUGGUCUUUUUCACGAAUUUAAGAAGUAUGGGAAGGUAACGUCCGUACAGAUUCAUGGUGUGUCGGAGGAGCGCUACGGCCUGGUGUUCUUCAGGCAGCAGGAAGAUCAGGAAAAGGCACUUAAUGCGUCGAAAGGCAAGCUCUUCUUCGGCAUGCAGAUCGAAGUGACUGCGUGGGUAGGACCAGAAACUGAAAGCGAGAAUGAAUUUCGACCUUUGGAUGAAAGAAUAGAUGAGUUUCACCCAAAAGCAACAAGAACUCUCUUUAUCGGAAACCUGGAAAAGACCACGACGCACCUUGACUUGCACAACCUGUUUCAGCGAUUUGGGGAGAUUGUGGAUAUUGAUGUUAAGAAAGUGAACGGCGUUCCUCAGUAUGCAUUCCUGCAGUACUCUGAUAUUGGAAGUGUCUGCAAAGCAAUUAAGAAGAUGGACGGAGAGUACCUGGGGAAUAACCGGCUAAAGCUGGGCUUUGGAAAAAGCAUGCCCACCAACUGCGUAUGGAUCGACGGCCUCUCGUCCAACAUUACCGAACAAUAUUUAACGCGUCACUUUUGCCGUUAUGGACCAGUGGUGAAGGUGGUGUUUGAUCGCUUUAAAGGCAUGGCCCUGGUUCUCUACAAUGAGAUUGAAUAUGCCCAAGCAGCUGUAAAAGAGACCAAGGGAAGGAAGAUUGGUGGGAAUGACGUUAAGGUUGAUUUUGCAAACCAGGAGAGUCAGCUGGCUUUUUAUGGGUCUAUGGAAUCAUCAGGACAAGAUAUAAGAGACUUCUAUGAUAUAAUAUCAGAGAGAAGGACUGACGAAUCAAGGAGAGGAUCUUAUCAUGAAUUCACCUCUGCAGAACGCACCUACUAUGAAACUGUCAGGACACCAGGCACAUACCAGGAGGAAUCAAGGCGCGAAUAUCCUACAAGAAGCCGGGAGCUCUACACGGAUUGGGAGACUUAUCAAGGAGAUUUCUAUGAGCAACGUUACUACGAUGAUGCAAGAGAAUAUAGAGAAUACCGAGACCCUUACGAGCAGGAUAUUCGUGAAUAUAGUUACAGACAGAGAGAGCGGGAGAGAGAAAGGGAGAGGUUUGAAACAGAGAGAGAUAGAGAUCAUGAGAGGAGACAAACUGAGCGCAGCCAAAGUCCGACCCACACCAGGCGGCCCCAGAGCCCCGCAGGAUCACCAUCACAGUCAGAGAGAGUUGCAAGUGAUCCCGAGCGCAAAAUUUACAGCCGCUCCUCAGAUCGAAGUGGAAGCUGUAGCUCUCUUUCCCCUUCAAGAUUUGAUAAACUGGACAAAGCCCGGGCAGAACGCUAUGGUAAAGGUGAAAAAACAGAAAAAGACCGCAGUUUUGAAUCAGAAAGAGCAGACAAACGGCCACCGCGGAAAGAAAAGUCUGAUAAAACUGAGAAAGACAAACCUGAAAGGACAAAACGAAAGUCUAAAAACCAUUCUCCCAGCUCUCAAUCUUCUGAGACCGAUCAAGAGAAUGAGAAGGAGGCAAGUCUUGAGAAGCAGAGGAGUAACACGAAGCAGCCAGCCAAAGAAAAGAACGACAAGGAUGCCACGUCCAAAAACCGCCUCGACCUUAUGCCAUGUGUUGUACUCACCAGAGUAAAUGAAAAAGAAGGGAAAGUCUUCGAUUCUCCAGUUCUUGAGAAAGCAGUUAAAAGCAAGCCUGAAAAUGAGUCUGUCAAGUCUCCACCAGUGGAUCAAAAGGCCCUGAUUCCGCGGCUUGACCAGCUUAAAACUGACCAAGUGAAAUCCGAAACAGUAAGAAAUAAAGUCCCAAAGGAGAAGGUACUUGCCAGCCAUGUUGAAGUGGUGGACAAAGAUGGUAAACAAAAAGUAAAAAAGCACUUAAAGGUAGAGCAGCCUGCAGAAGGCGCCAGCUCAGCAGAUCUUGAAAAAUUAGAAGCUCGGAAGAGGCGGUUUGCUGAUGCAAAUUUAAAAUGCGAUCGACCAAAAUUUGAAACAAGGCGGAGCAUUCAGGAAGAGGAGGAUGCUAGGGUCUGUUCAAAAAAGCUAGAUGCUGUUUCUUCAAGAGAUGUUACUGUUCUAAAAGAUGGUGAGUCAGAAAGGAAAGGCUCCAGAAAAGAGCUGUCUAAACGGGACAUCCGCAAAAUAAAAACAGAGAGACCUUUUACUGUUAACAGCCCCAAAGAUGGCCAGGAGAGUUUGCCUCUUGGAGCUGGCAUACGACCCAACCUCGAUGUACAGUCCCGCCUUGUGGAACCAGUGGAUGAACAGUUUGAAUCAUCAGAGACUUCCACCAAAAAGGCAAGUGUUGUAAAGCAACGACACAUGCAGUUAUCUGAAGAUGCUGAUAAGGAGCUGUUAAAAGAUGAUAAUAGAAAGAUGUACUGUCCUCCUCCUCCUCCUCCUCCUCCGAGAGAAAUGAUUGGGAUGGAGAGGUCAGAAACCGAAGAGAAGCUUGCUAUUGAUAUUGAUUACACACAGAGUUACCGGAAGCAAAUGGAGCAGAACCGUAAAAAGCAGCAGAUGGAGUUGGAAAUACUGAAGUCUGAAAAGUUUGGGAGUCCAAACAAAGAGACUGAUGAGUAUGAAAGACGGAGCCUUGUGCACGAGGUAGGCAAACCGCCUCAAGAUGUCACUGAUGACUCUCCUCCGAGUAAAAAAAAAAAGACUGACCUGGUGGAAUUCGAAAUCAACACUAAGAGGGAGAGAAAUUACAGAAGUUCCCGUCAGAUAAGCAACGAAUCAGAAAGAACUCCUUGUUCCCCGAGCGUACGACCAUUUCCAUUUCACGAAGAUGAAGAAGCCGGUUUCCCGCAGGUGAUUACAAUGAAAGAAAUCAAAGAGUCGGCGAAAGUGGAUGAGAAGACUACGUUUCCUCAUCCGCCCAUCAAAGAAGAGCCCUUUAAACUGAUUCCUAGCGAGUCCAUCAAAAAGGAGCAAAUGGCUGAGCCAAAUAAAUGCAAAAUGCCUGUCAUGAGUCCAGAGGAAGAGUACAAAUGGGAUAGUCAAGUCAAGCAAGAGUGCAACAGGGUCGACAUCGGCUUCCCCAGCAAUUUAGUCAAAAGAGAGAGCAUCAGAAAGCGGUCUAGAGACCUAGAACCUGGGGAGGUUCAGUCUGACUCUGAUGACGAGAGCGAUCAUAAAUCCAACUCUCCAAAACACGCCUCUAUAUUGGAAAGUUCAAGGUUUUCUUUUUUAUUAAGAGGCAGUGAAGAGAAACUACGCGAGCGGGAAGAAAGGAUCUCCAGCUCGUUGGAAAAGAAUAAAUUUUACUCUUUUGCUCUGGACAAGACCAUCACCCCCGAUACAAAAGCUUUGCUUGAAAGGGCCAAAUCGCUUUCCUCGUCCAGAGAAGAAAACUGGUCUUUUUUAGACUGGGACCAAAGGUUUGCCAAUUUCCGUAGCACCAAAGACAAAGUCAAGGUUGAUUCUGCUCCAAGACCAAUACCAUCGUGGUACAUGAAAAAGAAAAAAAUUCGGACGGAUUCCGACGGCAAAUCUGAUGACAAGAAAGAACACAAAGAAGAAGAACAAGAGAAGCAGGAGUUAUUUGCCUCGCGCUUUUUACACAGUUCAAUAUUCGAGCAGGACUCGAAACGACUGCAGCAUCUGGAAAAGAAAGAUGAUGACACCGACAUCAGCCUUGUUCGGCCACACUGGAGGCAGUUCUCGUUUGAUGGUACAAGCAGCGCGCCCGAUCUUGUCCAAGAGCCAGUUGUGCUCUUUCACAGUCGUUUUAUCGAGCUGACGAGAAUGCAGCAGAAAGAAAAAGAAAGGGAAGAAAGUCCAAAAGAGACAGAAAAACAAGAGGAAAAAGAGGUCCAACCAAAAUCUCCAGACCCAGUUCCAGAAAACAAAGAUCAUGAGCUUAAAUCUCCUUUGACAUCUGUGCCAACACCUGCUCCACCUGCUCCAGUGUCUCAGCCAGAACCAUUACCACCUGCUGUAGAUAAACUAGUUCCAGAUAAAGCUCCACCUGAUGUUCCUACAGUAAAGGAGGAAAAACCAGCAGAACCUGUUGAACCAGCACCAGAGGAACCCAAGCCUGCUCCGGUUCCUGCUUCAGUCUCUUUGGACCAGCCAGUUCCACCUGAACCUGUACAGGUUGUUGAAGAAGUAAGUGUACUUCCUGCUCCAUCUGCUCCAGAAGAUGUUGUGCCUGAAGAACUCCCCUCUUACCUGGAUACAAAACCACCUACUCCAGGUGCUUCUUUCUCUGAAACUCCCAGCAAUUCCAUAACAGAGAUGGAAAGUUCUACAAAGCCUGCAAAAAUGGUAGAGGAAACUGACCUACAAGAAGAUAAACCUUCCCCAGUUGUAAGUACUGACAUAGUAUGUCAGACACCCGAUGUGGUCCCAGAUGCUCAACCUCUCGGCUCGGAAAAUGACACGGAAGCUGAAAAUUCUACACCGGUAAAAGAUAAAAAGACAUAUAAAAGCAGAAGAGCGAACGCUGCCGAUAAGCCAGCAACAAGAAAGAGUGUGAGAAUUGACAGAGAAAAACGCAAUAGAUCAACAUCUCCACGUGGGGAGACUCCAAAACAUCUGGAGGUAAAAAGCGAGCCUGAAAGAGGAUCAAGGAAUGCAGCAAAGUCACCAAGUUCUGUGGCAGAGCCUGAAAGCUCAGAACCAAGUUUGCCCUUGGCUCGGACAAGGCGUAGAAACGUUAGAUCUAUCUAUGCUACAACAGGUGAUAAUGAUACGCAGGCAGCAGUCAAGGAACCAGAAACACCAAGGUCUACUAGAAAGCGACUAGAGAAGGAACCCACUGAGACUCCUGCAGUUGUGCCAAACAAAAGGGGGCGCCCUCCAAAAGUCCGCCGUAAAACAGGUGAAGAGGUUUCACCUAUUAAGGCAGAAGCUUUAAAGCAAGAGCCUGAGGAUACCGAAAGUAAGGAUUCAACUGAAUCGAUAAAGCCUACAGAGGGUUGGAGGUCCCCUCGGACACAAAAACUAGCACAUUCUCCCGUGUCAAGUGGCCAGCAGGGCAAAAAGGGGAAAAACGAGCCUAGGCCACUGCAGGAUGCUUCAGGAGAAUCCAACGAAGACAGCAAUGAAAUAUCAGAACCUAUUGAAGAUUGCAACAAGCAAAGGUUGGGGAAAGAGGAGACAUUCGUGGAAGAGAAGCACGAGCAGAAGGAAGAAGUUGCUGACGGGUGUCCUGCCGAAAACACCACUGUGGAUAUAUCUGAGAAGAAGAACCGCUUGGAAAAAAAUUCCAAGCCAAAAGGGGGAAGACCAAAGAACGCAAAGCCUGUGGUGCGCUUAAAAGGCAUUGAAAUCCGCCUUAACGUGGAUGAGGUGAAAGGAGCCAUGAGGCCAGCUGAAGAUCCUGAGCCGACUGUUGUCUCGCCCGUUAAAAUCAAAAGUCCUCAAAAAGACGACGCUGCAGCACCGACCUUUCCAAACCAGUCAGAGACGACCUUCCCUGAAAACCCUGACAAAGACAAUCCCGCAGGGCCCAAGCUGUCUCCUGAAGCGGCGCAGUUAGCACGACAGAUGGAGCUUGAACAAGCCGUUGAAAAUAUCGAGAAGAUCACCGAAACCACUGCUGUUCCUGCUUAUAAAGAUGCCCAGGGAAGCGAGGUGCCAGAGACUCGCUCCGAGGAAGAUGGGGAUAAACCUGCGCACCAGGCUAGUGAAACUGAGCUUGCAGCUGCAAUCGGUUCAAUAAUAUACGAUAUCUCUACAGAUGCCGAAAGCUUUCCAGCAGCCCCAACAUAUCCACCCGAAAGGGAAACCACUGUCCCAACUGAUUCUGCUGCUGCUGCAGUUCCAAAUGCUGCCCAGCCAGAACAGAUGGAGCCUGAGACAGACCAGGCAGUGAACAUUAUCUUGGGAACAAAUGCCACCCCUGGAACGGAGAGCACCGCAUCCACCACCUUGACUCCCAAUCCGUUAGCCCCUGAAUCCACAGACUCCAAGGAAGCCGACAUAAGCUUCAGCGAGUCUUCAAAUUCCGCACAGGAGGCGGAACCUUCACGUGAAGCCGAAACCCUUCCAAAACACACCCCUCGGAAAAAGAUGCCCCGUCAUCGCAGCCGAAGAGGGCCGCCCAGUAAAAAGGCAGAAGUAGUGGGCACCAGUUCAUUGGAGCAGGAUAAUCAGAGUCAGUCUCCUGUAAAAGAGGAAAAGGUUAAAUUGGCCGAAGGGCAAAAGGAAAAGACUAGUGAGCCGACGGCUGCUCUGAACCCCGAGCAGCAGCCGCUGGAGCCAGGUUUGAGUUCUUCAUCUCAAGACAACGAUCCAGAGUUUAAAGAGGAUAGAAGUCCAGUUCUUAAGAAUGCCAUUCAGUCACCUCAGCCCCUUCUCAUCGAUGACGUUAGUCAAACCAGUUUCAAGUUGCGCUCAAGCACUGAAAACCCCCCUGUGAGCCCACCAGUCAGCAGUCCUCCAUUGCAGCCAGGCACUCCUGGGAAGCUCCCCACCUCUGUGCUAACCUCUACCCUUUCUCAUUCAAGCACGAGUAUCAUGCCUGAGUGGAUGUCUAGACACGAGGAUAGCAACACCAUCUCAACCCCACCUCCAGCUUUACCCCCAAACACAAAAGCUUCCGAUGUGGAUACAAGUUCCAGCACCCUGAGGAAGAUCUUAAUGGAGCCCAAAUACAUUUCGUCGAGCAGUACCCCGACCAUUGUCACAAGUGCUAUCUCUGAACCCGUCUCGGCUUCACUUGCGGAAGAGCCCACGCACCCUCCUUUAGAGGCAAUCAAACCGGUAUCUGAAGAGAAGUCGGCUGUCCCUCUGAUUAACGCUGUGGUUCCACCGGCAGCAGAAGCUCCCGUUUUCCAGGAGAAGGUAACCAUUGUUGCACCAAAGGCCACCUCGGUCAUAAGUCGGAUGCCUCUCAGCUUUGAUCCAGAAGAAAUGCCCAGAAUCACUUUAGCGAAGCAUCCUCCUCAGAUUCCAUCUGCCGCACCUUGUAUACCUUCUCAAAAAAUUAAGCAGCGCCAAAAUAUAAACGACAGUCGGACGUGCAUGAAGCCAGCGAUGUCCAUUAUAGAAGACAGGCCUUCCGAGACGGGUCCCAGUCCCGGCUUGAGGGUGCAGACCUCCCAAGGGGUUGUCCUGCUUUCAUACUCUGGCCAGAAAACGGAGGGACCACAGCGGAUCAGCGCAAAAAUCAGCCAGAUCCCUCCCGCGAGCGCCGUUGACAUAGAGAUCCAGCAGUCGGUGUCAAAGACCCAAAUUAAGCAAGAACCUGUGACGCCAUCUCAGAUACUUCCUAAAGGACCUCAGACGCCUGGAGGUUUCUCGGCACAUUCGCUGGUUGCAGGAAGCCAACCUUUCAAUGCGUCUCCGGUCAUAUCGUCCAUCAAGCAGGAGCGUUCUUCGAUGGAGAAGGCGGAGUCGAGUCAUGUUUCAAACGCGUCGUCGCAAUUGGGAGCGGUGAAAGUGCUGACCCAAACCAACCCCCCUGUACUCAUGCACAGUCAGAUGGUGACGUCGAGCAAGAAGAUCACCGACGCCAAAGCAGAAUCCAAGGUUCUCCAGCCAACCAACCUAAGCCCCGGGCUUAGCCCUCACCAUUCUUCAUUUUCUGGAAAGCUGCAAUCGGAACCAAACCACGUGGGCUCUGGAGCGAGCACCCCCAGCGCAGAUAGGGGCCUCCCACACCUUAGCAUUGUCAAGCAAGAGCCGCAUUCGCCCUCGGUGGCAGGACAUUCUCCGUCUCCGUUCGGCAGACCGUGUCACCCCAGUGUUACAGCCUCUCCAGCCUUAACUAACAAUGCCUCUGUUAUGCUGGCUGCGGGAAUGCCUGUCCCCCCCUACAUGUCCAGCAUGCACCCCGAGCAGACUGUCAUCAUGCCCCCCCAUAGUGUCACGCAGCCCGUGUCUCUGGGCCACCUGUCCCAGGGGGACGUUAGGAUAAACACCCCGCCGCUGCCGGCAAUGCAGUACGCAAUCCGCCCCGAAGCACUUCACUCCCCCAGAGCAGCUAUGCAGCCUCAGCUGGACGCAAGACCCCAGAGAUCCACCACACCCCAGCCGGCCGCUAACCGAGAAAUGGUACUUCCUACAAUGUCUUCCCAGCACCCUCAGGAUGAGGACGUGCAUUAUCACCACCCGAUUCCUCGCGGCUCUGCCCAUGUUCAGCCUGACAUGCUGGUCAUGCAGACUGAAUAUCGUAUACCCGCAUCAGGUAUGCGGCUCGACCCAUAUGUACCCCAAGACGUGGUAUUACCGCGGGAUGUCCGCAUGAUUAUGCACUCGCACAUGACUGCUGUUGGCGAGCACCACCCCGAGCCGAGGCAGUCGAGGACCCCAGAAGGACUGGUUAAAACUCCUCCUACCAGCAAAACACCGCAGCCUGUAAAAGACUUGGCCAAACAGCCGGAUGUGAAACGCUCCCAUUCACCACACAACGACGCCAGGAUCCUUGGCGUGCCCCCCAGCGGACUGAACAUGUCUCCCUCUGUAGUAGUACCACAUGGAGUGCCCCUCAUCCACCCCCCCGGGAGUUCUUUCCGGGAUUAUCGUCCUGUGUACUCGGAUAUAAGGAACUAUCAUCCGGCACCGCUGCCCCACCCGCAGUAUUCCAGUGCCUCGUCCAUUGGAUUGCACACUCGGAGUCUGACCCCGUCACAGGUUGGAGGAGAGGGGGAACACACGCACGCAAACCAAACUGGACGCAGUAAGACCCCCCAAGUGAGCCAGGACCCCAAGGUACCUCCAACAUCGGUGAAUGAGCAGACGCACCACCCGGCUAUUAAGAGGCACUCGGGGCAAAUGGAGUCUCACAUCCAACACCUGCCGACUUCCCAGGCCUCCUACCCCUCACCCAGUGCCAUCAGCAUGAAAGCGGAGCUGCCAUCUUCCCACCAGUCCCAAGCACUUCAGAAGCAGGCGAUGUGCCUGUCCUCCCCGGCGAUUUCCAGCACUCUCUCCCGAACAGAACUGCAGUCUCCCCCCAAGCAAGAACCCCCUCAUCGCUCUGUAGAUAUGGUGCAGCUGCUGACAAAAUACCCAAUCGUGUGGCAGGGCCUGCUGGCGCUGAAGAACGACACCGCUGCCGUGCAGUUACAUUUUGUGUCUGGCAACAACGUUUUGGCACAUCGGUCUUUACCGGCGCCCGAAGGAGGCCCGCCCCUGAGGAUCGCACAGCGGAUGAGACUGGAAGCCACCCAGCUGGACGGGGUUGCACGAAGAAUGAUGGUGGAAAGUGAUUACUGUUUAUUGCUCGCACUUCCCUGUGGCCGCGAUCAGGAAGACGUCGUCAACCAGACGGAGUCGCUGAAAGCCGCCUUCAUCACUUACCUGCAGGCCAAACAGGCAGCAGGCAUCAUCAACGUUCCCAACCCAGGAUCCAAUCAGCCCGCCUACGUCCUGCAAAUAUUCCCGCCCUGCGAGUUUUCCGAAAGCCACCUCUCCCGCCUCGCUCCGGACUUACUCGCCAGCAUUUCCAACAUCUCCCCGCACCUCAUGAUUGUCAUUGCGUCGGUGUGAGCGUCGGCGUUCCCAUCCCAGAUACGACAGGACAUAAACACACACUGAUUUUUUUUCGCCUUCUGCUUGGGGCGCCCCCUGCUGGAGAGACCUGCCAUUGCUGCUCUGGAUGUUUACAAACUGCUUCUGGGAUCCCCCCCCCCACGACGCGUGGCCGGAAGCAGACUGGCAAUGGACAGGGGUGUGGGGGGCACGAGAUCUCCCCCCCCCCCCCCCCCCACGAGCGAGACGAUGGGAUAUUCCACGGCGGUUACUGUUCGUGUGCUUGUUGUGUUUUUAUUUUUAUUAUUUUUUUUUUUUAAGCUGAAUCUGCCUUUGCACUAAAUUAGUGACUCCAAACUUUGUACAGGAAUUAUUUUUUUUUUCCUUUGUGUCAUAUUUUUGGGGCAACGUGCUGUGAUAUUGGAAUGUCUGGACACAGUCGGACUUGCCCUCGGACUCAUGAGCGGGAACCUGUGAAUAUUUGGGCUGCGGUGGGCGCGAGGGAGCCAAUCGGAUUGUCAGCUGCUGGGCUUCCUGCUUGUGGACAUUGCAGCCAGCUCGGCCCCCCCCCUCUACUGACUCCUUCGGCGACACCCCCCCCCCCCCCUUUUUCUUUUCAUUUAAGAUGUACAGUUUACAUGGGAAAAAUAACAUACAAAAGGGAGAUCUAUUUUCCUUUCUUUGGAUAUUAUAGGACUCCGUGGCUGUGUGUAUAUAAAGCAUAUAUAAUAUAUAUUAUAUAUAUAUAAAUAUAUAUAAUACCGACUUUAAAAAAAAAAAAAGAAAAAAGAAACAAAAAAAAAUUCAAAUCCCCCACAACAUACAUUUUUUAAUCUGUGCCAAAAAUGUGUUUUGAGAGAAAAAUCUUAUUUUCAUACUCAGA
This is a messenger RNA of Xenopus tropicalis (tropical clawed frog), 12126 nucleotides long. RefSeq names its product spen family transcriptional repressor (gene spen). NCBI's taxonomy places the organism in Eukaryota, Metazoa, Chordata, Amphibia, Anura, Pipidae. The transcript is spliced from 14 exons. The record is from RefSeq and is a predicted model, not a curated record. Gene Ontology annotation, cellular component: nucleus. Gene Ontology annotation, biological process: DNA-templated transcription; heterochromatin formation; negative regulation of DNA-templated transcription. Gene Ontology annotation, molecular function: nucleic acid binding; RNA binding; transcription corepressor activity. The coding region runs from base 867 to 11261 and encodes 3464 amino acids.